Messenger RNA from Aspergillus glaucus CBS 516.65, 1269 nucleotides. RefSeq names its product cell proliferation protein CDC123 (gene cdc123). The record is from RefSeq and is a predicted model, not a curated record. The coding region runs from base 1 to 1269 and encodes 422 amino acids. The transcript is spliced from 2 exons. Gene Ontology annotation, cellular component: cytoplasm. Lineage: Eukaryota; Fungi; Ascomycota; Eurotiomycetes; Eurotiales; Aspergillaceae.
AUGCCACACAUGGAAUCUGAGACGCAACCUCCAGCUGCGUCCUCAACGGAGCAGCUGGACAGACUACCUUUCCCCCCGGUUACAUACUCUCACAUUUUGAACUGCUCAUAUCACUCCUGGUACCCAAAGUACCGCACUCUCGCACCCAAGUCCCGCGCACUCCCCGCACCAACAUCUUUCAUCACCUACCUCCGCGGCGACAGCAUCGUCCUCCCACCAGAAGACAAACCCCCGAUCGACUCCGACGACGAUGACGAUACCUUCUCCGACGACGAAACCGAAGAAGCCCCAGACCCGUCGACCGAAUGGAAAGACUUGCACACCCAAGUAAAGAACACAAUCAAAGAGUUCGGAGGCAACGUGACACCAAAAUUGAACUGGAGCGCACCCAAAGACGCAACCUGGAUAGCAGCAACCAACGACCUCGAAUGUCGCAGUGCAAACGACGUCUACCUCCUACUCAAGAGCAGCGACUUCGUCACGCAUGACCUCGAACACGCCUUUGACGACUGCGUCCCGGAUACCGACACCGGCCCCGCAACAGAACCCGAGAUCCCUUACCACCUCGUCCUUCGCAAAUACGCCAACUUCAACCCCUCUCUUGAAUUCAGAUGUUUCGUGCGCAACCGUGUCCUUCUGUGUAUGUGUCAGCGCGACCAAAACCACUACGACUUCCUCUUCCCAAUGCGCGAUGCCCUUCGCUCGCGGAUUCAGGCGUUUUUCGAUGAGAAGUUGAAGGAUACAUUCCCGGAUCCUAACUUUGCGUUUGAUGUCUAUCUGCCUCAGCCGCACCAGCGGGUCUGGCUUAUUGACGUCAACCCGUGGGCUGAGCGGACGGACCCGCUGUUGUUUAGUUGGUUGGAGAUUUUGCAAAUGAAGGAUCCGGUGAAUGUGCAGGAGGAAGAUGAUUUCCCAGAGGGAGGAUUUGUCCGUAUUUCAUUGAAUGAGAACGGGAACCCCACUCUCCAGGAAUUUGGCGCAAAUGGUGAACUUGCCGAAUCCGAGUCUGAGUCCGAGUCCGAUGAAGAGGAAGACCCGGCAAAUGAAGACGACGACGCACCAUUCCUCCCAGAGUUCCGUCUAAUCAAACGCGACGACCCCGAGGCAUACGCAUUCACAUCACCGCAGUACUCGGCGCAUAAGAUGCCCAAGGAAGUAGUUGAUGCGUCGCUUGCUGGACCGGGUGGGAUGAGCGAGUUCCUGGGGAAGUGGCAGGAUAUUCUUGCUAAGCAGAUCGAGGAGGAUCAGGCGGCGGAUAGUGAUGAUUGA